This is a messenger RNA of Musa acuminata AAA Group (dessert banana), 1363 nucleotides long. Its product is annotated as probable WRKY transcription factor 57. Bases 171 to 1040 code for a protein of 289 amino acids. Lineage: Eukaryota; Viridiplantae; Streptophyta; Magnoliopsida; Zingiberales; Musaceae. Gene Ontology annotation, biological process: regulation of DNA-templated transcription. The record is from RefSeq and is a predicted model, not a curated record. Gene Ontology annotation, molecular function: sequence-specific DNA binding; DNA-binding transcription factor activity. The transcript has 4 exons.
AGCGAAGUGCUUCGGGUAGAAGAAGAGAAGACUCGGAAUUAGAAGCGGAAGAAGACGACGCGAAGGAGAUCGAAACCCGAAACCCUAGCGCUCUCUCUCUCCGGUACUCUUCCUCCUCUUACCCUUCUUUGAUCUCAGAAGCCGCCGACGCGCCAAUUCCGAUCGGAUCGAUGGAGGAAGAGCGGCCCGCGCUGGAACCCGACGCCUCCGGGGGAUCCAGCUGGGCGUUCUCUGGCGACGGUGCCGCCGCCGCGAUCGCCUCCCUCGAGGACCUCUACGGCGGCGGUGGCGGCGGCGACGGCGAAGGGGAGAUCGGUUGGGGCCUGCCGCUGGGUCCUCCCUGCGUCGGGGAGGAAGGUGUGUUCCCCCCGCUUCUCGAAGUACCGGAGUCCUCGUCCGGAUCCGCCCCCGCGGCAGCGGCGGCAAAAGCAACCAGGGAGGAGCGAUCGGAUCCUCCCGCGGCCUCUGGCGAUGCCGCGUCUUCGGUCUCGAGCGAGGAGCCGCCGCCUGAGAGCGACGAGAAGGCGGCCGAUACCGCGAAUAAAACCUGUAAGAAGGGAAUCAAGCGCACUCGACAACCCAGGUUUGCAUUCAUGACCAAGAGUGAGAUAGAUCACCUUGAAGAUGGCUAUAGGUGGAGAAAAUAUGGGCAGAAAGCCGUGAAGAACAGCCCAUUUCCGAGGAGCUACUAUCGGUGCACCAACAGCAAAUGCACGGUGAAGAAGAGAGUGGAGCGUUCAUCUGAAGAUCCCAGCAUCGUGAUCACCACCUACGAAGGGCAGCACUGUCACCACACCGUGUCUUACCCUCGUGGAGGCUCACACCUUCAUACCGCAGCAGCCCUCGCAGCAGCUCAACAACUAGCUCUAUCGGCGCCGCAGUUGUAUGCACCACCAUCGCCGUUCCCUCAGAGCCCUUCGCUGAUCCAUCCACAGCAAGAACAGCGACCCCCGUCCCUGCUUGACCGAACCCUAGCACUUCCCGCCGUCGACGAGGGUCUGUUGGGUGAUAUAGUCUCGCCUGCGACGAGGAACAGAUGAAUAAUUGGGCAGCCGUGGCAAACAGUGGAUGCAUCUCUCAGCUUACGAAUGGAGAUAUUGUUUAUGGCUGCGUGGAAACAUCCCUAGCUAGGCAUUGCCCGUUCAGAUGUUGACUUCUCUGACACUUGGCUGGUUUUAAUGGAUGCCAACUCCUGUUUCUUUUGUUGUCCUUUCGAUCAGCUGUAUCAUUUCUCUACUCUGUAGCACGAUUAACUACUGUAGAUUUCUCCGGUGCAGGAGCAUUAAAAAGCUAGCUUACUGUCUCCUCCAUGUAACACCAGAUUCAGAACAACCCUAAUUUAAGAGUGCUGUUUAUGGAUCCA